Messenger RNA from Calypte anna (Anna's hummingbird), 1200 nucleotides. It is a transcript of the gene RAB39B, whose product is annotated as RAB39B, member RAS oncogene family. The transcript has 2 exons. Gene Ontology annotation, cellular component: Golgi membrane. Gene Ontology annotation, molecular function: GTP binding; GTPase activity. The record is from RefSeq and is a predicted model, not a curated record. Lineage: Eukaryota; Metazoa; Chordata; Aves; Apodiformes; Trochilidae. Gene Ontology annotation, biological process: Rab protein signal transduction. The coding region runs from base 1 to 642 and encodes 213 amino acids.
AUGGAGGCCAUCUGGCUGUACCAAUUCCGCUUGAUCGUCAUCGGCGAUUCCACCGUGGGCAAGUCCUGCCUGAUCCGCCGCUUCACCGAAGGACGCUUCGCCCAGAUUUCCGACCCGACGGUGGGGGUGGAUUUCUUCUCCCGGCUGGUGGAGAUCGAACCUGGCAAGAGGAUCAAGCUGCAGAUUUGGGACACGGCCGGGCAAGAGCGGUUCCGGUCCAUCACCAGAGCCUACUACAGGAACUCGGUGGGUGGACUCCUCCUCUUUGACAUUACCAACCGCAGGUCCUUCCAGAACGUCCACGAGUGGCUAGAGGAGACCAAGGUGCACGUCCAGCCAUACCAGAUUGUCUUUGUUUUGGUAGGUCACAAGUGUGACCUUGACACCCAACGACAAGUGACCAGGCACGAGGCUGAGAAACUGGCAGCAGCCUAUGGGAUGAGGUACAUCGAGACCUCUGCUCGGGAUGCCAUUAACGUGGAGAAGGCCUUCACUGACCUGACUCGAGAUAUAUAUGAGCUGGUUAAAAGGGGGGACAUUUCAAUCCAGGAGGGAUGGGAAGGGGUAAAGAGUGGGUUUGUCCCAAAUGUAGUGCACUCUUCAGAAGAAGUGGUGAAAUCAGAUAGGAGGUGCUUGUGCUGAGCUCUUCUAGUGAGGCAAGUGGUGAUGAACUCUACUAACCAAACCUACUUUACUAAGUGAACUCGGUGUGACAGAAAGGAGAGCAACACUCCUGUUGUGAACAGCCUCCCACCUUGUUUUGGACACCAGAACAGAUUCCCCUCCUCCCCCCCGGAGAGAAAUGUUCUGUUUCAAUGAAUCUUUCAGAACUGGGGGCUACAAACCUAACGGAGAGUGAGGGAGGGUGCCUGGUGUUGUGAGGAGGCAGGAAGCAGCAAUGAGGGGCUGCACCAGGCGGGUGAGAGAGCUGGAUGGGCUGGCACGUGCCAGGGUACUGUACAUCUCCUCUUUUCAGUAAAUCCACAGCUCCAUGAUGGGUGUUGCAGCCACAGUAUGGCUACUUGAGAAGUGUGACAGACAGGCAGACAGAAAGGCAGAGGACACCUUUGUUUGUGUCAGCUGUUUAUUACCAGGAAGCUGUGAAGCCAGCACAGGUACCAGUUCCUCAUAUGGAAACUUUUCCUCCACAGGAAAAGUUUACUGACAUGGUAUGCACACUUCUGAAAUUCCUUUCUUAUG